AUGGACACGCAGCUUUGGCCAUGGCUCCUCCUGCUCCUGUCCGUCAAAGGGUCGGCUGGGAUUGCAUGCUACACCACCCUGGAGUCGGUGGACUUAGGCUGCCUCCUGCGGUGGGAUUGUCCUCAUGCCAGCCCUAAUGCUACCUUCACCGUCCAGGCAAAGACGCAGGGGGGCCCGUGGAGGGACGUGUCCUGGUGCAUCUGGGUGUCUGCUCACUCCUGUGACGUGUCCCAGGCGCUCUACAACUUUGAGGCGUACAGCAUGGUCCGAGUGGGGGUCCAUCCCAGCGCCAGCGCCACCGUGUGGAUGAAGCCGCGCAAGUUUGACUACACUGACUUUAUCUUCAGUGCGCCUUCCGUGUCUCUGUCUCUGCAAGAGGACAAGCUGCUGGUCACGGUGCAGUUUCCCUGUGCGUCCAGCAGGCGGUGCUCUGCGCGGCGCUGCUGUCCCAUCACAGAGCUGAUCGACCCCCUGACCACUGUCACACUGUACAACAAGCUCAGCGAGUACCAGAGUCGCACAGUGUGGACCCACGACACCUUGUCCUUCGUGGAGUUCUCUGGUUUAGCCCCGGGUCAGAACUACUGCGCUGUGGCCAACUUCUCCUUCCCAGACCUCAACAUGGCCUCAUCUCCCAGAUCCAGCCCUCAGUGCAUCCAGACCGUGUCCUACACAGGACUGGUGCCUCUGCUGGGCAUCGGGGUCUCUCUGGGCCUGCUGCUCAUGGUGCCUCUGUGUGGAGUGUUUCUACGACCAAGACGCACCUCUACAUCCCCCAGUGAUCCGCCCAAAUCACCGCCGCCUCUCCAUGAGCCAGUCAUCUUGGAACCUCUGUCUGCGAUGCCUGUGGACCUCAGGGACAUUCACAUAGAAGUCAGUGACACAGAGUCGUCCCAGUCCUCCCCCAGUCCCUCGGUCCACACCUCUCCUGUCUUCAGACCGGCUCCAUGCCACGCUCCGACGCUGCUCCAGCUUCACCAAAGCCACAGCGACCCCCACGGCCCCCCACAGCCCUGCUCAUCGAUCAGUUUGUUUAGCGUCUGA
Knipowitschia caucasica is the source of this 1044-nucleotide messenger RNA. NCBI's taxonomy places the organism in Eukaryota, Metazoa, Chordata, Actinopteri, Gobiiformes, Gobiidae. The record is from the annotation of a GenBank genome assembly.